Clupea harengus (Atlantic herring) is the source of this 3909-nucleotide messenger RNA. It is a transcript of the gene kl, whose product is annotated as klotho. Gene Ontology annotation, biological process: carbohydrate metabolic process; fibroblast growth factor receptor signaling pathway. The record is from RefSeq and is a predicted model, not a curated record. Lineage: Eukaryota; Metazoa; Chordata; Actinopteri; Clupeiformes; Clupeidae. Gene Ontology annotation, molecular function: fibroblast growth factor binding; hydrolase activity, hydrolyzing O-glycosyl compounds; fibroblast growth factor receptor binding.
GGGGCAGCCGGGUUAUAUGACAGCCAGAAGAGUGUGGAAAUGAUUAAUAAGGAGAAUGAUACCAUCCGCCACAUUUGCUUUUAUUUCAGUGCAUUACGAAAUUACUGGACACCAAGCUAAUACGCAAUGAAAAACAUCGGAGUUCUGUUUGCGCUUCUUAUUUUUUGCGAAAUAAAAUGCGCAGUGGCCAGUCCAGGAGACGGGCUCCACACCUGGAAGAGAUUCAACCAACUCUCAAACCCCGGUGACAAAGCGUUUUUGUACGAUACUUUUCCAGAACAUUUCAUGUGGUCUGUUGGCACUGCCGCCUACCAGAUCGAAGGAGCUCAUGACAAGGACGGCAAAGGGCUGUCCAUUUGGGACACCUUCAACCGCGGCGGCACUCGGAUAGUGAAGGGAGAUGUGGGAAGCGACAGUUAUCACAACAUACCUGGCGAUAUCCAUGCUUUAAAACUUCUUGGUGUAAAUCACUAUCGCUUUUCUAUCUCUUGGUCGCGCAUUUUCCCAAAUGGAAGUGUGAGCAGCUACAAUGAAAAAGGAGCAAACUACUACAAAAAGCUGAUAAACAGGUUAAAAGAAAUUAAAGUGCAGCCUGUAGUCACUCUCUACCACUGGGAUUUGCCCGACAACCUACAGAGUCGCUAUGGCGGAUGGGGUAAUCCUAUUCUCGUUGAUUUAUUCAAAGAGUAUGCAGACUUUUGUUUCAAAACAUACGGAGAUGAUGUGAAAUACUGGAUCACAAUCGACAACCCAUUUGUGAUCGCCUGGCAUGGCUAUGGCACAGGAAAGGUGGCGCCAGGAAUAAAAACCGACUCAGACUUGCCAUACAGAGUGGGGCACAAUCUCCUUAAGGCCCAUGCAGCAGCUUGGCACACAUAUGACAAACAUUACCGGGCCAAACAAGGUGGAAAGGUCUCAAUGGCCCUGGCCUCCCACUGGGUACAGCCCAUCAGAGCCCGGCACGAGAACCAGCGGGCUUGCCAGUGCUCUCUGGACUUUGUGCUUGGGUGGUUUGCGCGACCCCUCUUUGUGGAUGGUGACUAUCCGCCGUGCAUGAAGCACAAACUGUCUCACAGACUCCCCGUCUUCACAGAGAUGGAGAGGCUUCACAUCAGCGGCACGGCGGAUUUCUUCGCCCUGUCUCACAGCCCCUCGCUUAGUUUUCAGCUCAACACAAGUUUUCUGUUCGGGCAGGAUGAAGAGCUGGACCUGCGGAGGCUGAUGUACUGGAUCCACGCUGAAUACAACAACCCGCCUAUUUUUGUGGUGGAAAGUGGAUGGUUUGUGCAGACCACCACCAAAACCAAGGAUGCUACAUGCAUCACUUAUCUGAAGAGAUUCAUAAUUGACACAUUGAAAUCUAUCAGGUAUGACAAUGUGACUGUGAUUGGCUACACGGCCUGGUCUUUGGUGGAUGGGUUCGAAUGGCACCGGGAGUACACAAUCCGGCGUGGGCUGUACUACGUUGACUUCAACACCCCUGACCUAAGGAGGGAACCCAAGACGUCUGCAACCUUCUACAGCAAACUCAUAGAAAAGAAUGGCUUCCCACUGCUGCCGGAGCACCAGCCUGUCCAGGGGGUCUUCCCCUGCAACUUCGCCUGGGGUGUAGCAGCCAACUCCAUACAGAUUGAGACCACCCCCACCCAGUUCGCCGACCCUAGCGUAUACAUCUGGAACAUCUCAGGGAACGGCGAGCUGCAGCGCCUGGAGGGCGUCCAGGCCCCGCCCGUCCGCCGGGUCCGCCACUGCCUCGACUACGCCACCAUCCGCCAGCAGGUGUCCGACGUGCAGCGCCUGCGCGUCUCCCACUUCCACUUCUCCCUCAACUGGUCGUCCAUUACGCCCACUGGCAACGUGGAGGAGGCCAACGCCACGCUGCUGGGCUACUACCUCUGCUUCGUCGGCGAGCUCAGCCGCGCCAACAUCACCCCGGUGGUCACCCUGUGGCACCACACCGUCGGGCGCUCCAGCAUCCCUGCGCCCCUCGAGGGCGGCUGGCAGAACAAAGAGACCGUGUGGGUGUUCGCCGACUACGCCAGGCUCUGCUUCCAGUGGCUCGGCGCUCACGUGAAGAUGUGGAUCACCUUGGCCGAGCCCAACGAGGAGACUCUGGGCUACGUGGCGGGGCACCACCUGCUGCUCGCCCACGGCAUGGCCUGGCGCGUGUACGACCGCGAGUUCCGGCCCACGCACGGCGGCAAGGUGUCCCUGGUGCUGCACAUGGACUGGGUGGAGCCGGCCGUCUCGUUCAGCCGGCAGGACGUGGAGCCCGUCAACCGCGUCUUGGCCUUCCGCAUCGGCUGGUUCGCCGAGCCCAUCUUCGGCAGCGGCGACUACCCGGCGCUGAUGAGGAGCUGGCUGCAGCAUCGCAACUCCUUGGACUUGUUCAACUACCAGCUGCCCACCUUCAGCGAGGAGGAGCGGCAGCUGGUGAAGGGGACCUACGACUUCUUCGCCAUCAAUCACUACACCACGGUCACGGUGCUGGACAGCACGGAGAACAAGUACACCUACACCAAGUUGCUGGAGGUGCAGUUUGUGUACGACGCCACCUGGAUUAAGGCCCAAGAUGCCUGGGUGGUGCCCUUUGGCCUGCGCAAAGCUCUGAACUGGGUUCAUUCCCAUUAUAAGGACGUGCCCAUCUACGUCAUGGCUAAUGGUGUGAAAGAGGACCCCACCCAAUUCAAAGAUAACAUGCGAGUUUACUAUUUGUACAACUACAUCAAUGAGGCUUUAAAAGCUCAUAUACUGGACGGAGUGAACCUUCAGGGCUACUUCGCGUACGGCCUGAACGACCUUCUUGAUCCCGGCUUUGGUAUGUACGGGUAUGUGCAGGAUGAAGUCUUCGAGAAAGCUUCUCUGAGCCACUACCGCAACAUCAUAGACCACAAUGGGUUCCCUGCCCCAGAGUCGCCUCCUCAGCAGUGCCCUCGGCCUGCCAAGCCCUGCAGCGGCUGCCACAUCUUAGCCAAGCACUCUGUGGUCGGCUUCCUGUCGUUGCUGGGCUCUGCACUGGUUAUUACAAUGGGCCUUACUCUGUACUACGCGACCAGAAAGCACAGUUAGACACCUCCUCCUUCUCUUUGUCUGUGCUGUUUGUGAUGCUGGUAGAGCUGACGGUGAUGGUGAGUCACACAUUGGAUGUAAAGUGGCUAGGCUUGUAGCGGAAUGGAGAAUGAGUGUACAUCGGCGAAAAUAAUAUAUUCGGAUAUAAUCCCCAACAUUUUGAUUAGUGCCAUUAAUUUAAUUAAAUAUUUUUUUCUCAGUAACUGUAACGGAUUAGAAUUGCAUUUAUUUAGAAAUAUAAUUAUGUAACUCCGUCACAUGUCAGUAGAUACUCCCCACCCCUGGUGUUAGAAUAUAUCAGAUACUGUCCAAUGAUUAUACAGGGAACAAGAAUAUGCCAAUCCAUGAGAUUUAGGAGGUGUUUUAUGGAGCCAAAUUUAAAAUCUGCUGCAAAGAUAUUCAGUACUGUGGCCAGGAUAAUUGUCAACAUAUAUUGCUGCAAAUGCAUUCAAUAUUGUGGGCAAGAUGCGGAUUAUACCAUUAUCCCCAUAAUGCUCCAUCAUAGAGUGCAGUCCCUUUACUUUAAGCAGUCCACCCUUACAAUUAGUGGGAACUUCUUAACAAAGGUCAUCUUAAAUUGUUUCCAAAUCUUUUUGCUCUGUGAAAAUCACUGGUGUAUUUUUGGUGGAAACAAUAUUGUGUAUCCCUUUAAGGAGCCCCAUGUCUUAUUUAUGUUAUUCCUUUUUUAAAUAUGUGUUUUAUCCAUGAUAAUCAUAAAUAUUUUGUAUUGUAAUUUAUUCAAGAUGGUUUCAUGUUUAUUGAUUAUUAUAAUGUGUGGUUCGUGAAAGCAUCUUACUCUGCAUUGUAACAAUCUGAAAUAAAGAAGUCAUUGUGUCCACA